Columba livia (rock pigeon) is the source of this 6301-nucleotide messenger RNA. It is a transcript of the gene LRIG2, whose product is annotated as leucine rich repeats and immunoglobulin like domains 2. NCBI's taxonomy places the organism in Eukaryota, Metazoa, Chordata, Aves, Columbiformes, Columbidae. Gene Ontology annotation, molecular function: protein binding. The transcript is spliced from 18 exons. The coding region runs from base 62 to 3244 and encodes 1060 amino acids. The record is from RefSeq and is a predicted model, not a curated record.
GGCGCGGUGGCUGGGCCGGGCGGGCGGCGCGGGGCCGGGCAGGGCCGCGCUGGGCCGGGGGAUGCGGGGCGCGGGGCCGGGCGUGCGGGCCGCCCGCGGGGCGCUGCCGCGGACCCUGCUGGUGCUGCUGCUGGCGACGGCGGCGCUGUGGGCGCGGGCGGCCGCCGAGCCCUGCGGCGCGCCCUGUUCCUGCCGCCGCGGCCUGCUGGACUGCAGCCGGCACCGCCUGCCCGGCGGGCCGGGCCCGCGGAGGAUCCCGCCGCUGCCCGCCGGCACCACGGGCCUGGAUUUAAGUCAUAAUCAUUUAUUGUCAUCCAACUGGAGCAUUGAUUUGUCUGUUCAUACACUACAAGAAGUGAAAAUGAAUUACAAUGAGCUAAGUGAAAUUCCAUAUUUUGGAGAAACAACUUCAAACAUAACUCUUCUCUCCUUGGUACACAAUACCAUCCCCGAAAUAAAUGCUGAGCAACUCCAAGUUUAUCUUUCAUUGGAAAAUCUAGAUCUCAGUUCUAAUCUUAUCUCGGAAAUUAAGGCUUCUUCUUUUCCACGGAUGCAGCUCAAGUACCUGAAUCUGAGUAACAACAGAAUAACUACUCUAGAAGCAGGCUGUCUGGAUAACUUAUCUAGCUCACUAAUGGUGGUAAAGCUGAACAGAAAUAGGAUUAGUGUGAUUCCACCAAAGAUCUUCAAAUUGCCUCACGUGCAGUUUCUGGAACUGAAAAGGAACCGGAUUAAAAUAGUGGAAAGUCUUACAUUCCAAGGACUGGAAUCCUUAAAAUCCUUGAAAAUGCAGCGCAAUGGGCUUAGCAGACUGAUGGACGGAGCAUUCUUUGGCCUGGGUAAUAUAGAAGAAUUGGAACUGGAACAUAAUAACUUAACAGAAGUAAACAAGGGCUGGCUGUAUGGUCUGCGGACAUUGCAACAACUCUAUGUUAGCCAGAACGCCAUUAACAGGAUCAGUCCAGAUGCAUGGGAGUUCUGCCAAAGGCUUUCUGAGCUAGACUUGUCAUACAACCAGCUAACUCGCCUCAAGGAGUCUGCCUUUGUGGGACUUGGUUUAUUGGAGAAACUCAACCUGGGUGACAAUCGCAUUAGUCACAUUGCUGAUGGUGUGUUCAGAGGCCUGACAAACCUUCGAACCUUGGAUUUGCGGAACAACGAGAUCUCCUGGGCCAUAGAAGAUGCAAAUGAAGCAUUUGUGGGACUCAGCAGGCUGGAUAAACUAAUCUUGCAGGGAAACCAGAUUAAGUCAAUUACCAAAAAAGCAUUCUCUGGUCUUGAAGGACUUGAACACCUAGAUUUAAGCAACAAUGCAGUCAUGUCCAUCCAAGAAAAUGCUUUUUUUGCCCAGACUCACCUGAAGGAGCUCAUUUUGAACACCAGCAGCUUGCUGUGUGACUGCCAGCUGAAGUGGCUGCCACAGUGGCUCAGCGACAGCCGCCUGCAGACCCCCAACGUCAGCUGUGCCCACCCCGAGUGGCUGGCAGGACACAGCCUGCUCAGCGUGGACCCCGACGACUUCGUCUGUGAUAAUUUCCCUAAACCGCAGAUCAGAGUGCAUCCUGAGACCACGGUUGCCCUGCGAGGCAUGAACGUGACCCUGACGUGCAGCGCUGUGAGCAGCAGUGAUUCGCCCAUGUCCACCGCCUGGCGUAAGGACAGUGAAGUGUUGUACGACGCCGAGGUCGAGAAUUUUGCCAGAUACCAGCAACAAAGUGGCGAGAUGGUCGAGUAUACCACUGUCCUGCACCUCUUCAGUGUGAACUUCACCGAUGAAGGAAAGUAUCAGUGCAUCGUCACCAAUCACUUCGGCUCCAAUUAUUCCAACAAAGCCAAGCUGACUGUCAAUGAAUUACCUUCUUUCCUGAAAACCCCCAUGGAUCUCACCAUCCGCACCGGGGCCAUGGCCCGGCUGGAGUGCGCUGCAGAGGGUCACCCCCCGCCGCAGAUCUCCUGGCAGAAAGACGGCGGCACAGACUUCCCUGCGGCCAGAGAGAGGAGGAUGCACGUCAUGCCCGAGGACGACGUCUUCUUCAUUGCAAACGUGAAAAUCGAAGACAUGGGAAUCUAUAGCUGCAUGGCGCAAAACAUCGCGGGUGGUUUGUCAGCGAACGCCACGCUGACCGUGUUGGAAACUCCUUCCUUCGUUCGGCCCCUGGAAGACAGAACGGUAACGCGCGGUGAAACCGCCGUCCUGCAGUGCAUCGCGGGCGGCAGCCCUGCCCCCCGCCUCAACUGGACCAAAGACGACGGCCCUCUGACCGUCACAGAACGGCAUUUUUUUGCUGCCGCAAAUCAACUCCUUAUCAUCGUGGACGCCGGCCUAGAAGAUGCUGGGAAGUACACGUGCAUCAUGUCCAACACGCUGGGCACCGAGCGUGGCCAUAUUUACCUAAACGUCCUGGCUUCCCCGAAUUGUGACUCUUCCCAGGGCGGCAUUGUCCACGAGGAGGACGGCUGGACGACAGUGGGAAUUGUGAUUAUUGUCGUGGUGUGCUGCGUUGUGGGAACCUCCCUGGUGUGGGUUAUCGUUAUCUACCACAUGCGGAGGAAGAGUGAAGAUUACAGCAUCACUAACACAGAGGAGAUGAACCUACCUGCGGACAUCCCCAGCUACCUCUCCUCGCAGGGAACGCUGUCGGAGCCACAGGAAGGCUACAGUAACUCGGAGGCCGGGAGCCACCAGCAGCUCAUGCCUCCCGCCGGCAGCUACGUGCAUAAAGGUGCAGAUGGUGCCGCAGCGCCGUUGGUGAUCUGCUCAGACUGUUAUGACAAUGCAAACAUCUACUCCAGGACGCGAGAGUACUGUCCCUAUGCCUACAUCACUGAAGAGGACGCUCUGGAUCCAACACUCCCUAAUUUCAUGGUGCAGAUGCCCAAGGAAACAUACCCAGCACGCACCCAGCAUGAAACCAGUGCUCUCGAUAACCUCCUAGCAGACAGAGACAUGUCUGUCUUCCUUACCAACCAUGACAAAAUAAGCGAAAAGAAAAUCUCCUCCCAGCAGAUUAAUGAACCUUUCCAGCUCCCUUUAUGGGGAGUCAGCAAAGACCUGACGUGCUCUCACUCCCACUUUGUGCAUCAGCAGCCAGCCCGUGAGACCCCGCGGCCUCUGCGCAACGAGGGCGUUAUGGACAGCGACCGCGAACAAGCCGCUUCACCCCGGCCUUGCCACAGGUUACGUGACCAUAACUUUGACUUUAAUAGGACACGGAACAUUCAUGACUAUAGCGAAACCACGUAAGACGCUAACAUGAAGCCUUGAAAGCAAAUCCACAUCAAGUGACUUCUUGUAUUUACUACCUCAGGACUAACCCCAAGGCCAAAGAUGCUUGUGUUGCGUGUGUCUGCAAUCCCAGGCUGACCAAACAGGGUCAGACUCCGUAGGAGGAGGCACCACGUGCCCUUUUUCCUUGGAUUUCUGUGUAUUGGAACAUGGGAACGUGCAACAGAACACAUGGAUGAUAUAUCCCCAAGAAUAGCAUUAAAAGGUGGAUUUUUUGAUGUUGGAAGCAGCCUUUGUGUGGGUGCAUGCUUUGAAAAUCUCUCCAGGACGCAUAGCUGUUUCACACCACAUUGUCUGCUCGUGUUCAGGGCCUCCUCGUGGAAUUCCCCAGUAACUGUAAGCGUAAAACUCUUGGCCAGCUUUUUGUUCUUAGAUUGUUUGCGGGCGUCUGUUACCAGUCUAACUCUGGGGCUUGUUUUCUCCUAUGAAUAAUGGACUCUAGUUGUAAAUACAUUUGCAUUUAUAAAUAUUUUGUAUACACUAAGCAUAUAAAUGUGUUGGCUGUAAUGUAAAUAUAUUUUUUAUUAUGCCAAAGUAUGUAUCAUACUGUUAGCCUCGACAGCUGCGGAUCAAGCCAUAUGUUUCUGUCGGUUGUUUGGGGUUUUUGGUGGGACUGAAAGCUUGUUUCUGAGGGGAUGGAGCUGUCUUUUGGGUUGGAAAGAAGUGAAUUUACUCUAGGUAUGUGGCGAAACUGUGAUAUUGAUGCAUUUUGUUGUUCCAUACAACUCUGUGUGCGUUAAGCCCGGCUGACCCGACUGCAGGCUGAUCCAUUCCAUGGCGUGAGCAGAAUUCCCGCUUUGACCCGUGUUGAGAGCAUCCUUCAGUCUCUAUUUAAUUCCCAUUUUGCCCAGAGGAGCAUAAAGCCCAACAAACCCACAUUAACUGUAUUCCAGGCUGGGGUAUCUGGCUUCCAAGAGCUUCUUGUAAAUAGCAAACAAAAAGAAUAGUGCACAAAAUAUUUCCUCCUGCUCAUCUGGUAAAAUAGCUGCAAGAUGGGAGUUCUGAGUGCUUUGUUUCAGAAGCUUAUCUGAGCUUUCAUCUUUAAAAAAGCCUUUGUAUCGUGUAUGUUGCACAGAGGUGUCUGUGUCUUUCUCCCAGCUGCGAGUUAAGUGAACUUUGAAAAAGAAUGUUGUGAUGAGAAGCGUCAGGUAAAUCGUGAGAUCAUUUGAUAAAUGGCUCUGCAUUUGUUUCCUCUGCACAGCACAUGUAGUUUAAAACACUUGUGUUCUGUUGUAAAAUAUCAGGCAAAAUUGUUACCCUAUGGAACUCUUUAAUAGUUCCUUAGACCUCAGCGUGGCCAAAAUGUUUAAAUAUUUGACAGGUGAGUGAUGAAAUGAUAAGCAGGGAGCCACUCAAUAUUGAAAACCCAGUGUUUGCCGAGACAGAGGAAGCGCAAACUUCAUUAGUUAGUGAAAUGUGCCUGACAGAAUUGGAAGGAAGAGCAUUAUAAGACUUCCUGAAGAGAUCUUUGUUCUGGGAAGACGCACCUUUGUGUAGAAGGGCUUGAAGACUCGUCGGCAAUGGGUUUUUAGCCAGUACGAUGUGCUCAGUGCCAGUGUUCUGACGUUAUGCUGAAUACUCACACCAAAGAGCGAGGGGCUUUCUUACUAGUCAUUGUUGCAUUUUUUUCCAAGCUGUAGGAUGUGGAGUAGAACAAAAACAGCUGCAUGGCGUUAUUUUUAUAAAGACAGACAGACCUUUUUGGACCAACCCAAGGGAGGUAUGUGAGAGCUCCCGUCGAGCCAUUCCUAGACAGAAGGGUGUGUGUCUGGAGCAUCAGAUGCAGUCAUGCGGAAUCACAGCUGAAACUUUGGACACUAUGGGUUGAGUAAAUGAGUGAGGAAGUGGUGGGAAUAAUGAUGAUUUUCCCACAGCUCUUUGGGCAUGAACAAUAGGCAGAUCUAUGCAAACGAGCAAAUAUUAUCAAGGGCUCUUACUGUGCUCUCAAAGCCACUGCGGUUGCUUUGGUAGCCAGCAGCUUUAGUAGGGAGAGGAUCCAGUUGUCCAGCAGAGAGAGACACAGGUGUGUUAAACUCUCUUUGGGCUCUGAAAUGUUUUAAUAACAGACAUUCUAAAAGAAGAACCUCAAGCUUAUUCCUUUCUGGUUUUAUUUCCUCCAGGCUUAUUUAAGACAUGGUGCUUAUUUUCAAUCCAAAGUUCUCUCUGUUGCAGGAACCCGGUCCUGUCAGUUUAAAUCCAGAUGAGAAAGGUCAAGACAGGAAACUACAGCAGCCAAAUCUCAUCCUUGUUCCCCAAUAUUCACCCCGGCUGCCAUGGCCGAGUGCUGCUUGGUAUGUGCAGAGCAGGAAGAUGCUGCUGCUCCACCUCCCAUCUCCAUUUUGGCAAGUGCUGUUGACUUUUUCCUUCUGUGGAGUUGAGCUUGCACGGCUCUGUCCCAGUGCAGCUUUGUCCAGACCUCAGGUGUUCUUUGGGCACAACUCCCUGAUGAGAUUCAAUUCCCCAUAGGUAGGUGAGAUGUGCCAGGACCAGGGCUUCAAAAGUAACGCCGUCGGCACCAGAACAAACUGAACCGCUUGCUCUUGAAGCCGUUGAAGAGCUAAAGCUGCAUUUGAUUCUGGGAGAUAUUGGCCUGUAGAGCUGCUAUUAUGAAUUAGGACACUUGCAUCCUUCCAUGUGCAGUGGUAUUUCUUGAGGCCGUAAGCUGGUUGUAAGUAGCUGAAGCCUGUGAGCGGUUGAACACCUUGUCAUGCAAAAGGUUCCGAGGCAGACUGACCAAAAAUGGGGUGUCUGCUUUCCCCUUCCCUGCAGGGGUGCAGGUGGGACGGAGCGGCCCUUCUGUUCUCAGCAACACAAACCGUUUCUUCAAUCAAUGCCAAAGUACUCACAGUGCAGGAACUCCAGAGGUUCAUAAGCAAAGCUGCUCGUGUUCCCUAUUGCUAUGUCCUAGUGUCUAUUUAUAUUUUUUUCACAUACGAAUGUAUAUUUUGUAUAGCAUGUGUAAUAUAUUUGUCUAUUGUAAUAUACCUUCAUUCAAUAAAACGCUAUCUACAUUGA